CAAAAAUAAAACACAACCCGCCGGCGCACAGCCCGCCGCGUUAGAAACGUGGCCGCCGCUGAGGCGUUUACGCGGCUGUCAGGACCGCGUCCCGGCGUCCCGGCGCGGCGCGGCACGUCACGUCCGUCGCGCGGCGAUGGCGGAGCGCGCGCGGGGCUGAGCGGGCGCGAUGGAGGGCCCGCGGCCGCCCGCCUGCACCACGCAGGUCAGCUUCGUGUGCCAGCGCUGCAGCCAGCCGCUCAAGCUCGACACCUCCUUCAAGAUCCUCGAUCGCCUCACCAUCCAGGAGCUCACCGCCCCGCUGCUGAGCGCCGCCCCAGCCCGGCCCGGGGACGCGCACGAAGAGGAGAGCGCCCUGACCGAGGAAACCUUCGCGGAGAACCGGCAGGAUGGCGUGUCCAGGAGGUUCAUCCCGCCAGCCAGAAUGAUGUCGACAGAGAGUGCCAACAGCUUCACGCUGAUCGGGGAGGCGUCCGACGGCGGCACCAUGGAAAACCUCAGCCGCAGACUGAAGGUCACAGGGGACCUCUUCGACAUCAUGUCUGGGCAGACAGAUGUGGAUCACCCUCUGUGUGAGGAAUGCACAGACACUCUGCUAGACCAGCUGGACACACAGCUUAACAUCACAGAGAACGAGCGCCAGAACUACAAGAAAUGUCGGGAGAUACUGGAGCAAAUGAAUGAGGAUGUUAAGGAGAAACUGCAAACAGAACUGAAAGAACUUGCACUGGAGGAAGAGCAGCUGAUCCAGGAGCUCGAGGACGUUGAGAAGAACCGCAAGAUUGUGGCUGAAGACUUCGAGAGAGUCAGGGCAGAGGCCGAGCGGCUGGAGCAGGAAGAAGCUCAGUAUCAGAAAGAGUACUGUGAAUUCAAGAGGCAACAGCUGGAGCUGGACGAUGAACUGAAGAGCGUGGACAACCAAAUGCGCUAUGCCCAGAUGCAGCUGGAUAAGCUCAAGAAAACCAACGUGUUCAACGCAACCUUUCACAUCUGGCACAGUGGUCAGUUUGGGACAAUAAAUAACUUCAGGCUUGGCCGUCUCCCCAGUGUUCCUGUGGAAUGGAAUGAGAUCAACGCUGCCUGGGGGCAGACUGUGCUGCUGUUGCAUGCCCUUGCUAACAAAAUGGGCCUGAAGUUUCAAAGGUACCGCCUGGUGCCGUACGGCAACCACUCAUAUUUGGAGUCCCUGACAGACAAAUCAAAGGAGCUUCCCUUGUACUGUUCUGGAGGCCUAAGGUUCUUCUGGGACAAUAAGUUUGACCAUGCAAUGGUGGCUUUCCUGGACUGUGUGCAGCAGUUUAAAGAGGAAGUGGAAAAAGGUGAAACUCGGUUUUGUUUGCCUUACAGGAUGGACGUGGAGAAGGGCAAGAUUGAAGAUACAGGUGGCAGUGGUGGCUCUUACUCUAUUAAAACACAAUUUAACUCCGAGGAGCAAUGGACAAAAGCACUAAAAUUCAUGCUGACUAACCUGAAGUGGGGUCUGGCCUGGGUCUCAUCUCAGUUCUACAACAAGUAACCAUGUCAAGAACUCAUCCUGGCGGCUGUAGAGUGUCUGCAUUUCAUUGGAGAACGUCAAAUCGAGACGUCUCUUGAUACUAACCAGGACAAACUGUUUACAAUACCAAAAAUCCACAAGACACUUUAUUUAAAAUACCGUUAUCACAAGUAGUAUAUAGAAAAGCAAUAUGUAAAGUUAUCUCACUGAGCUGAACAGAAUAAAAAUCAGCUGUUAAAUAUACGCUAAA
Colius striatus (speckled mousebird) is the source of this 1745-nucleotide messenger RNA. RefSeq names its product beclin 1 (gene BECN1). Bases 170 to 1516 code for a protein of 448 amino acids. Gene Ontology annotation, biological process: late endosome to vacuole transport; autophagosome assembly; autophagy. The transcript has 11 exons. NCBI's taxonomy places the organism in Eukaryota, Metazoa, Chordata, Aves, Coliiformes, Coliidae. Gene Ontology annotation, cellular component: phagophore assembly site; phosphatidylinositol 3-kinase complex, class III, type II; phosphatidylinositol 3-kinase complex, class III, type I. The record is from RefSeq and is a predicted model, not a curated record.